Molecule: messenger RNA, 1665 nt
Organism: Pocillopora verrucosa
Lineage: Eukaryota; Metazoa; Cnidaria; Anthozoa; Scleractinia; Pocilloporidae
Product: peroxisomal membrane protein 2
Cellular component (GO): membrane; cytoplasm
Source: RefSeq, a predicted model, not a curated record
CCCUCUAGUUUUGAGUUCUAAACUAAUCCAAAAUGGAGGGUUCUUCCGAUAAAUCCCGCGACGAAAAAAAGAUCGAAAGCAUUUUGUCCCAGCUUGUCACGCGCUACAACCAUUGUAUCAUGGAGCAUCCAAUAUUGACGAAGAGCGUCACAAGUGGCCUUACAGCUGGUCUUGGCAAUCUUGUCUCUCAAAAGAUUGUCAAACGUGGGACAGGUGGACUUAUUGAGUACCGACCCGUUAUAGCCUUUGCCGCAUUUGGGUUUUGUGCAACUGGUCCUCUCAUACACUAUUUCUAUGAGGCUUUGGACAAACUAGUCCCUAGGCAGGUUUCCUAUGCAAAAGCCAAAAGAUUGUUUGUUGACAGAGGCAUAUUCAGCCCUGUGUUUUUGUUGGUGUUCUUUUAUGUUGUUGCAAUCCUAGAGGGGAAGUCUCAUAGAGAAGCAAUAAUGAAAAUACGCGAGACUUACUGGACGGCACUGAAAAUGAGUUGGAGAGUGUGGAUUGUGUUUCAGUAUGUCAAUCUCAACUAUGUACCCAGACAGUAUAGAGUUCUCUGUGGAAACCUGAUGGCAUUUGUUUGGAACAUCUACUUGGCAAGCAAGCGUGCACAGAAGUCAUAAUUCAUAAGUCAUAAUAUAGGGAUAUGAUUUAAUAUAAUAUUAUUACAUUUUGGGUUCAUCAUAUUUUUUUUUUAGAUGCUCUUACCAAUGUUUUAGAUGAGUGAAUUGAAUGAGAUGAUAGGAAUUAUGAUAUUAUAUUCAUUGACAUCAGUACUUACAUAAUCGAUGAUUUAAACAUAGAUCAUAAAUAAUUCAUGUGUUUUUGUUGUGUAUUAAUCCCAAAUGGUGAUUGUGACCUGUACACUAUUUAAGUGGUAGAUUUGGCUAUCUUUCAGGAAGCCUGUUUAUUUUUAUACCAAGUAAAUUAAAUGCUUUGUUAGAUAACACUAAAGCCAAAACAAGUGAUAAUGCUGUGGGCAAAAGUUUUGAAUUUUUCGUUGAUCUGUCAAAGUUGGCUGAAAACAGAAUUAUAUAUACUAAGAGAAACUGUAAACUGCAGUUUAGAAGUCUGGUUGAUGCCUCCAUUUACACCUGGAGAAGUUGGUGGUCAUAUAAUUGUGCAUAUGUUCACUGAACAGAGUGAUAGUAAUUUCUUACUUACCAAGCUUAAGGGCCAUACUGGGGGGUAUUGGCACAAGGUUGUGGAAGUACUUAAACCUUAGUGCAAUAUUCCCCAGUAUGGCUCAAGCAAGUGAGGUUAGUAAGUAGUCUACAAUGUGGCUCUUAAACCAAACUUGUUUAUUUUGAAUUUGCUGGCUUUUGAGAACAAAGAUACACCGCUUAAGACUGUUUUGUAGAAAUGGUUCAUUUGGCAAAACUUUGACCAGCUAUUGAUUUAUGUAAUAAUAUUUAAUUUUGCACGAUUCAUGCUUUAAGAUGAUUUCCAAGUAACUGACUUGUGCUCAGUUGUCUUUUAUGCUCCUUUUUCCUGCACAAGUGUGAUGCACUCCUCUUUCUCCAUAGGAACCAAAUUUAUUUCUCCUAUACAAACACUAAGUGCACUAUUAGACUUGUUUGUUUCAGUUAUGAGGAGGAACAAUUUUGUCACCAAAAAGUCCAGGACAUUAAAUUUUUACUCUGCAGAAAAUUAAAUACUGGAAAGGUU